AUGAGACAUGCAGAAUUUGCUGCAAGCAAUAAACAUCCAGCAAUUCUGCCAAAGGACUCGCAUAUAACAGAAAUGAUAGGAAGAGGAAUAACAUCGAAUGAGUUAAGGGCAUCUGGUUAUUGGAUCAUUGGAGGUUCAUCAGUGGUAGGUAGACAUAUUUCAAAAUGUGUCAUAUGUAAAAAAUUGAGAGGCAAAUUUCAAGAACAGAAAAUGUCUGAUUUGCCACCAGAAAGACUUGAACCUGCACCCCCAUUUACAUACUGUGGGGUAGAUUACUUUGGACAAUUCUUUGUUAAAGAAGGUCGCAAAGAGAUCAAGAGAUAUGGUGUUUUGUUUACUUGUAUGACUUCAAGAGCAAUCCAUUUAGAGACAGCAAAUACACUGGAGACUGAUUCAUUCCUUAAUGCAUAUCGGCGCUUCAUAGGAAGACAUGGCCCAGUCCGUCAACUCAGAUCAGAUCAGGGCACGAAUUUUGUUGGAGCUAAAAAUGAACUUCAGCAAUGCUUGCAAGAAAUGGAUCAAGAGAAACUAAAAGGGGAGCUAUUAAAAGAGAACUGUGACUGGAUUACAUUUGAAAUGAAUAUCCCUCACGCCAGUCAUAUGGGCAGAGUAUGGGAAAGACAGAUCCGUACUGUGAGGAAUAUACUAACAGCCCUAUUAUACCAUCAUGGUAGACAAUUAGAUGAUGAGUCACUCAGAACCUUUAUGGUUGAAGCAGAGACCAUAGUAAAUAGCCGACCCCUGGCAGCUGACAACAUCAGUUCUUCAUAUUCAUUAGAACCAUUGACACCAAUUAUUCAAGAAAAGGAUGGCGAAGAGUUCAAUACCUUGCCAAUGAAUUUUGGAAUAGGUGGAAAAAAGAAUAUGCUCAAUUGCUUCAGUGCAGGACCAAAUGGCCUUCAUUUACCAAAAAUGUUAAACUAA
Messenger RNA from Penaeus monodon (black tiger shrimp), 924 nucleotides. RefSeq lists its product as uncharacterized. Lineage: Eukaryota; Metazoa; Arthropoda; Malacostraca; Decapoda; Penaeidae. The transcript has a single exon. Gene Ontology annotation, molecular function: nucleic acid binding. The record is from RefSeq and is a predicted model, not a curated record. The coding region runs from base 1 to 924 and encodes 307 amino acids.